This is a messenger RNA of Rhopilema esculentum, 2617 nucleotides long. Its product is annotated as guanylate cyclase soluble subunit beta-1. Gene Ontology annotation, molecular function: guanylate cyclase activity; heme binding. Gene Ontology annotation, cellular component: guanylate cyclase complex, soluble. NCBI's taxonomy places the organism in Eukaryota, Metazoa, Cnidaria, Scyphozoa, Rhizostomeae, Rhizostomatidae. The record is from RefSeq and is a predicted model, not a curated record. Gene Ontology annotation, biological process: cGMP biosynthetic process; response to oxygen levels.
UAUCGUAAUCCAGCUUUAAAUUUGCCAAGGAUCUUUUCCUGGAUAGAUAUUAGCCUACCUUCACUGACGAACCAAUGUUACAUUCGAGGUUGUCCCUCAGCAGGGUUGUGCGCAGUGUUUUGCGCAUUGGAUUGCCAUCUGCGCAAAAUUCAAACACGAGAAAAUCUCUUCAGUGGAAUAUUUUCAGUGAUGGUAUACAAAUUGAUUUAACAAGAAACUAUCUUCAGAGCUGCAGUUAGGGGAAGGGACUGAUCUAAGAAUAGUUAUGAACAUAUCCUCUUGCAGGAGUGAAUACUAAGCUCAGCGCCAUGUAUGGCUUUGUUAUCAAGUCCCUUGAAGUACUCAUUGUUCAGAGAUUUGGUGAGGAGACUUGGCAGCGUGUCCAGCAAGCUGCACAUUCUGAUGAAAUCCAAGAGAGAUAUAUUUAUGAUGACGAGAACUUCUUUGCAUUAGUUGAUUCGGCUGCCGAAACUUUGGGGUUGGAGAAGCAAGUUCUUUUGGAGCAUUUUGGCGAAAGCUUCUUCAAAUUCUGCUUAAGUUCCGGCUAUGACAGAAUUCUGAGGAACAUUGCAAGAGAUAUGCGCAGCUUCUUCUGUAGUUUAGACAGUCUCCACGAUCACCUCGCUACAAGGUAUCCUGGAAUGCGCCCACCCUCUUUUCGGGUGUUAGACGGCCCUGAAGAGAAUUCUUUGGUCCUUCGAUACACGUCAGAGAGAGCUGGUCUUACCCAUUUCGUGAUUGGUGCAGCCAAAGCAGCUGCUCGUAUUCUAUUUGAUAUUGAUGUUCAGCUAAAGCCAAAAAGAAAUAACAAUGAUUCUGAUUAUAUAGAGUUCCUUAUCAUUCAAACUUCAUCAAUUGGCGAUGAUUGCUAUCGUUUCAAUCGACUUACGGAAGAUAAAGGAGGUCUUACAAAUGACAGUGAAACUGAACUGGAGUCAGUCAUUGAUCCGGUAACAUUUUGUCAAGCAUUUCCAUUUCACGUCAUAUUUGAUCGUGAUCUAGUUAUAUGCCAGGCAGGGGUCUCUCUCGUCAAGGUCGUGCCAGAUCUUGUUCCGGGAGUUUCAAAGUUCCCUAUUGUCUUUAGCCUUGUACGUCCUCACAUACCAGUGACGUUCAACAAUAUACUUUCGCGCGAAAAUGCAGUAUUCAUCGUCAAAACACGAGAGGGCUGGAUGAAGAGGCCUUCGUUGCAAGAGGAUGGCAAGUCUCUUGAUUCUGAAGACUCUAGCGAGAAGUCUUCAAGUGAAGAAAAUGACGAUGAUUCGCUCACUGAAAAUGUGCUUGGAGAAGAUAAAGCCCUUAGACUGAAGGGUCAGAUGGUUUUUCUGCCGGAGUCUGAUACCAUACUCUUUUUAUGCUCUCCAAGAAUUCUAAGCUUGGACAGCUUAGAUGAAAAAGGAAUGUAUCUAAGUGAUAUUCCUAUACAUGAUGCCACAAGAGACCUCAUACUCAUAUCCCAGCAACACAGUGCUGAGCACAAACUCAAGAAAAACCUCGAAUUAGUGACAGACAUCUUACAACAAACCUCAAGGGAACUUGAAUACGAGAAGAAAUUAGCGGAUCGCCUUCUGUAUAGCAUUCUUCCACCACCUGUGGCAAAUGACCUACGUGCCAAGAAGCCGGUUGCAGCGAAGAAGUAUGAGCUUGUUACAGUCAUGAUGAGUGGUAUUGUGGACUUCUCUGUGUUUUGUAAUAACACAAAAGAACCGAUGGAAAUCGUCGAAUUACUAAAUCAAAUUUAUGUUCAAUUCGAUGAGGUUUCUGAAAAGAAUCCAGAGGUUUUCAAGGUGGAAACUGUUGGCGAUAAGUACAUGGCAGUGAGUGGAUUGCCUUUAAAAUGUGAAAGACACGCGCACAAUAUUGCCAAUUUGUGCCUGGACAUGCACGAAAUUGCAAAGGGCAUUGUUAUUAACGGUAGAAACGUUGAGGUAACAAUCGGUGUUCAUUCAGGAGAGGUUGUUGCUGGGGUGGUCGGCCAAAAGAUGCCUCGCUACUGCUUGUUUGGGAAUACCGUUAAUUUGACAAGUAGAUGUGAAACGACCGGCGUCAAGGGCAAGAUAAACGUCUCAGAAUAUGCUUAUAGAUGUUUAAUCAAGAACCCAGACAAAUCAUGGAUACUGGAACCAAGAGGCUUAGUGAGCAUGAAAGGAAAAAAGGAGCCCAUGAUGUGCUACUUGCUCUCAAGAAAACGAAAGAGUGAAGAAUAGCAACAAAAAGCAAUAGUGUGUUAGAAAUUGUUCAAGUAAAGGUUGGUGUAAAAUAGAGACAUAAAAUGUCUUGAGUAAAUUACUUGAUUUUAAAAUGUCAUAGAAAGCAGAUUUAGGUUAAUAACCUAGCUAAAGACAAUUGAAAUAUUUAUUCAUUUAUUUAUUUGUUAUUUAUUUGCAUUGAGCAGAGAAGUUGUACAUAGGUUAUAUAUAUACAUGUAGCUUAUCAAAGGUUAGGCUAUUGUCUACUUAAUUUUUUUAUUUUGAAGUUAGGUGUGUAUAUCAACUAAUUUUCCUUCUAGUAGAAUCGUAGCAAAUUAAUUUAGAACCAAGGAGAUAUUGUGCCGUGCACAAUUAAAAAUCAGUGUGUACAUUUACUAAAAGUGGUUAGUUCCUUUUUGUAAAUAAAU